AUGUCUUUAGAUAAAUUGCUAGAAUCCAUUGAGGAGUCGAUAAAGUCGACGUCCACGUCGCUAGACACUGUUGCGUCGGCGUUAGAAGACUCGAACAAUGUGCCGGAACUGGUGAAAAGUCUGAUGACCGGGUCAGAAGACCUCGAGGGAGUGUCUCUUUUGUCGUUGAAAAAUUCAGCCAUGCUCUCAUACAUCAAUAAUCUGAUUGUCAUCCUUGGAUCUCGUCUUGAUCUCGUCAAAUCGGGCAACAAAGAGGCAUUUGAUAAAGCUGUGAAGGGAAGCAUUGUCCAAAGAGUCGCUCUGGACAGAGGUGUCAAGCCUUUGGAGAAGAAACUGAACUACCAGCUCGAUAAACUCAUCACCAGCUACCAAAGACGUGAAAAAGAACAGACACAAGCAGAAGAAAAGGUCCAGGAUUUGGUGAAUAGUGACAGUGACGAAGAUGAGGACUCGGAAGAGGACGAGGGACUCAACUACAGACCAGAUGCCUCUGCUUUCUUGAAGAAACAACAGUCGUCGUCCGAAUCGAACCAGGACACCGCAGAAACUCAAGAAAAGUACCGUCCUCCCAAGAUCGCCGCUGCUCUACCUCCGCAAGCAUUCACAGAAUCCGACCCUUCGCAAAAACGCCGCAGAAACCUGCAAUCCAUGGACGAAUAUCUGGAAGAACUCAGCGAGGCUCCGGCAGUGGAAACCUCUAUUGGUUCUACUAUUGUCAACAAGGGAAGAGAUGUGAAGUCCCAGCGACAACUGGAGAAAGAGGCCGAGAUCCAGCGUUACGAAGAAGAGAAUUUCACCCGUCUUCCUGCCUCUCAACUAAAGAUGAGCACCAAGGACAAGCGCAGAAAGCAACAGAACGAGUUUUUCGGAGAAGACUGGAGCAUGUUCGACAACUCCAGAGACGUGGCCACCAAGAAACGGAAGAGAUUGAGCGCAUGGGAAAGAGCAAAAAGAAGAAAAGAUUAG
Molecule: messenger RNA, 966 nt
Organism: Ogataea philodendri
Lineage: Eukaryota; Fungi; Ascomycota; Pichiomycetes; Pichiales; Pichiaceae
Exons: 1
Coding region: 1-966 (321 amino acids)
Biological process (GO): maturation of SSU-rRNA from tricistronic rRNA transcript (SSU-rRNA, 5.8S rRNA, LSU-rRNA)
Cellular component (GO): small-subunit processome; nucleolus
Source: RefSeq, a predicted model, not a curated record